AUGAAAUUAGUCUAUUUUCUUUCUCUCUUGGUCGCUCUGAUAUUCGCCGACUCCACACAAGCCAGUGCCACGCGUCUCGCAAAGAAAUGGAAUAAGCCAUGUUGUCCUAUUUCUAGAUGUGUGUUUAAUAAAGGUGACCAGCUCGUGAAUGCGCCCGGAUUCUCCGGUAACACAUUUAACGGGCUUCUCCAAUUUACACAGUCACCCAACAACACUUUGCAAAUUAGUGGCUUUAUAAAUAUUCAGGGUGCGAUAAACGAAGAAGUUGAAGGUGUCUAUAAUAUUCAUGUGGCCAAUUGCAGCACGGCCAGUACCCCAACACCUGGAGAUCCUCCCACCAUCGAUUUGGACUUUGAGUCUUUUGGCUUGCCAAUUUUAACAUCGGCAGAUCUAGGAAUCAGUAACAUCACAAACCAAUGCUGUUUUGUCGUAGAGGAGUUUGCAGUAUUUCAAGGAUCAAUUCCUCCUAAGGAGAGAAUUUACGGAGUUGCACCAGUAGAAACUGUUGUAGACUGCACAAAUAUUCAUUAG
Paraglomus brasilianum is the source of this 531-nucleotide messenger RNA. Lineage: Eukaryota; Fungi; Glomeromycota; Glomeromycetes; Paraglomerales; Paraglomeraceae. The record is from the annotation of a GenBank genome assembly.